Molecule: messenger RNA, 4308 nt
Organism: Hypanus sabinus (Atlantic stingray)
Lineage: Eukaryota; Metazoa; Chordata; Chondrichthyes; Myliobatiformes; Dasyatidae
Product: NACHT, LRR and PYD domains-containing protein 3-like
Exons: 10
Coding region: 380-2932 (850 amino acids)
Cellular component (GO): cytoplasm
Molecular function (GO): protein binding
Source: RefSeq, a predicted model, not a curated record
GCGCAUGCUCACAUUCCCGGGCUGGGCAGUGAUUUUUUUUCUUUGUGUUGAAGCGGGUCUGGAGCGGUGGAUUGUCCACGGGAUCCGGAUCGGGAGAGGGUCCUCGCCCCCUCGGGCGGCGAGCCGGGGGGGCCGGUCGGAUCAUUCUCUGCGGAGCGGGACCGACAAGAUCCAUGCGCUAGAUCUGCAGUGAGAGAUUUAUUGGAAGAAAAGCCCACAACUGGAAGCAAACCACAACUGAAGACGAGGGAACAGCAACAAGUGAACCAGCCCGAGGACUGAGAGCACCGACUGGAGAGAACCCAUCUGACUCAGGGUUUCCAUUGAUUCAGUCAGGAGAAAGUUUGAACAGUAAAAACUGAUCACACCUCUCACCAAAAUGGGUCAAGGUUCGAGCAGUGGAAGAGCUCCAGUGACGUCAGCAUCGGGAAAGGACACGGGUUCGAGCUCAGUGAUCACCGAGCUCCUGGCAAGCUGUGACGAUUCCCAGCUGCUGCAGUUGACGGAUAUCUACCGGGACAGGCUGGAGCAGGCGAUGGAAGGUGCGGUGCACGGAGUGAGCCUGGCGUUAACGGCCGAGAAUCAGUUCAGUGGAGAGGAACAUCGGAAAAUCUCUGAUCUCGCUGAUAAGGGAGAGCGGGCGGACAGUUCUAAACUCCUCCUGAGCCUGGUGAUGGAGAAAGGCUCCCGCGCCCGGAGGGUGAUGUGGGAAACCUUUGUGAAAAUGCGGAUUGGUGUCCCAAAGCUGGACAGAAUACUGAAGGAAUUACAGAUAUAUGGUUGUGAUCCUUCCCAUCGACCAAUUUCCGCUCAACUUUUACUAAAGGUUCUCAGUGAGCUAAAAGAUGUUCAACAGAAACACAAGGAGACUCUGCGGGCAAAAACUGAAACACUGAGAGUGAACACGAUCCUGAUGAGGGAGAAGGUGAAGGUUUUCCAGCUGGUUGAUCGAUACGCUGAGCUCACGGUCAUUUCUACUGUUCGAGAUCGGAGACUUGUGGAACAUGAGCUGCUGGCAAGAGGCAGAGACCACGAGGAGUGGAGAGAAAAACAUCUCUGCGGAGAGCUGGAGAAACUCCAGAUGGAUCAGUUGUUCCAGAGCAGGUUUUCCCAAACUAACUCCAAAUCUGGGAGUUCGGCAGCAGUGGCCGGAGUCCCGGGGAUCGGGAAAACAACAAUGGUACAAAAGAUUGUUUACGACUGGGCCACGGGGAAAAUAUACCAACAGUUCCAGUUUGUCUUCAGUUUCAAAUUCCGCGAUUUAAACUCCAUUAACUGUAGAAUAAACCUGAAGGAACUGAUUCUGGAUCAGUAUCCUUACUUUGGGAAUAUCCUGAGAGAGGUCUGGAAGAACCCAGAGGGAUCGCUGUUUAUAUUUGAUGGUUUGGAUGAAUUCAAUGACCAAAUUAAUUUUUCUGACCGUCGGAGAGACACGGAAACUCGGUCCACAUGCACAGAUCCAGAUUUCAAGUGCAAGGUGUCUGACAUUGUGUACAGUUUAAUCCAGGGCAAGCUGCUCCCAGGGUGUUCAGUGCUGGUGACCACCCGUCCCACUGCGUUACAUUUAUUGGAAAAGGCUGAGAUCGGUACCGAAGCUGAAAUCCUGGGAUUUUCAGGUGAGGAACGGAAGGAAUAUUUCAUCAGACAUUUUGAAGAUCAGACGGUGGCGGAAGCUGUUUUCAAACACGUGAAGGAGAACGAGAUCCUGUACACCAUGAGCUACAACCCCUCCUACUGCUGGAUCCUCGCCCUGGCACUGGGCCCCUUCUUCACACAAAGAGUCAGGGACCCGCAGCGAGUUCCCAAGACCAUCACCCACCUGUACUCCUACUAUAUUUACAACAUCCUGAAAAACCACGGCCGUGAGAUUGAGAACCCCCGUGAUGUGUUACUCAGGGUUGGUCAGAUGGCCUUCAGAGGAGUGUCCGAGAGGAAGAUUGUGUUUACAGAUGGAGAUUUGAUCAACUACAAACUGCAGCCUUCCCAGUUCCUGUCCGGGUUCCUGAUGGAGCUUUUGGAGAGAGAGGAUUCUGCCCGGAGCGUGGUGUACACAUUCCCACACCUCACCAUCCAAGAGUUUGUAGCUGCAGUCGCACAAUUCCUGAUCCCAGAUGGCAGAGAUAUUACGAAACUCCUCACUGAAGCCCACUGUGUGAAGGAUGGGCGGUUUGAGGUAUUUCUCCGUUUUGUUGCUGGUCUCUCCAACCCAAUGGCAGCUCGGGGCCUGGAGGAGUUCCUGGGUCCAUUUCCUCAUGAAACAACCUGCCGGGUGAUUGACUGGGUGAAGGAGGAGGUUAAACGCCAGAGUGGAAACACAGGGAGUGAAGCUGGUAAAAGGAGCCUCCUGAACACAUUGCACUACCUGUUUGAGUCUCAGAAUCGUGGACUGGCUCAGGCCGCUCUGGGAUCUGUGGAAACACUUUCAUUCAGUGGAAUGACACUGACCCCAAUUGACUGCGCGGUCCUGUCUCAUGUCAUCGGACUCUGUGAUACAAUAAAACACCUCGACCUGGAGAAAUGCCACAUUCAGUAUGAGGGAAUACAGCGGCUGGGACCCGGGCUGCACAAGUGCCAGGAGUUGAGACUUGGGCGGAAUGACCUGGGAGAUUCAGGAGUGAAACUGGUGUCUGCGGCUCUGAGGAAUCCGGAGUGUAAAAUACAGAGACUGCGGCUGAGGGAUGUCGGUCUCACAGAUUCUGGUGCCGAGGAUCUCGUCUCCGCUCUCAGUACAAACCCAUCACUGACGUGGCUGAACCUGAGAUCAAACUCUCUGACAGACCGAUCUGUCCCCGCUCUCCGCCGCCUCAUACUGACCCUCCCGAGUCUGGAGUGGAUCCAGCUGUGGGGGAAUCGGUUCAGUGAGACCGGGAUGAAGGAACUGAGAUCUCUGCGGGGAGUCAGACCCGGACUGAGAGUGGAUCUGAACAUCUGAAUGUGGUGAAUCGGUUCAGUGAGACCGGGAUGAAGGAACUGAGAUCUCUACAGGAACCCAGACCCAGACUGAGAGUGGAUCUGUGAACAUCUGAAUGUGGGGAAUCGGUUCAGUGAGACCGGGAUGAAGGAACUGAGAUCUCUACAGGAACCCAGACCCGGACUGAGAGUGGAUCUGUGAACAUCUGAAUGUGGGGAAUCGGUUCAGUGAGACCGGGAUGAAGGAACUGAGAUCUCUACAGGAACCCAGACCCGGACUGAUGGUGGAUCUGUGAACAUCUGAAUGUGGUGAAUCGGUUCAGUGAGACCGGGAUGAAGGAACUGAGAUCUCUACAGGAACCCAGACCCGGACUGAUGGUGGAUCUGUGAACAUCUGAAUGUGGGGAAUCGGUUCAGUGAGACCGGGAUGAAGGAACUGAGAUCUCUACAGGAACCCAGACCCGGACUGAUGGUGGAUCUGUGAACAUCUGAAUGUGGUGAAUCGGUUCAGUGAGACCGGGAUGAAGGAACUGAGAUCUCUACAGGAACCCAGACCCGGACUGAUGGUGGAUCUGUGAACAUCUGAAUGUGGUGAAUCGGUUCAGUGAGACCAGGAAGAAGGAACUGAGAUCUCUACAGGAACCCAGACCCGGACUGACAGUGUCUGUGAACAUCUGGCCUUUAACCUUUAUCUUACCUGGAACCCAGACCCGGACUGAUGGUGGAUCUGAAUGUGUGAACAUCCCCGCCCGCGGGAUGGGGACAUUUGGCCGACUCCCCGCCCUCCCCUUUAACUCCCGCCCUUACCUUUAACGGCCGCGCGCCUGGUUCAACUUUCAACGGUUUUAACGGACCCGGCUCGGGCCUCGCGCUGUGUGCGUCGCUCGCAGCGGUCCCGCAGUGACGUGUUUCCGCCUGUUGUCCGGCGGGACAGCUUCCGCCGGAAGUGCGUGUACGAGACACCGACGUGACUCCCCGGGGAAUUACCCGGACAGGAAGAGCCCGGGGUCCGGGGCUCAGUCUGGGACACCGGUGUCCCGGGGUGGGGGGGGAUGAUCCCGGGAGAGAAUCCUUUUGCCCCCUUUGCUGAGGACGGUGCAUUCGGCAGCCUGGCCGAUAUAAUGAUGUUAAAUGGACAAAUCCCUCGGCAGUGACCCUGGAUCUGCAGCGAUCCCGGACACAGUCCUGAAGUGUGAUUUUAUAAUCAUCGGUUCCCCGAUGCAGAGUGACGGUGAGAAACGGGACUGAUUAUUCAAACUGUCACUCCUUGUCGCCGGUCAGUUAAUUGUGUGUGACUGUGAGUGAGUCGGGAGCAGCUUAUUUAUUCCCGCACGUCAGCAGCUCACACAUUGUUUCAUUUACAUUUGUCAUGAUGAAAUAAAUAAACCUGUAACUUCC